This is a messenger RNA of Meloidogyne enterolobii, 1939 nucleotides long. The record is from the annotation of a GenBank genome assembly. Lineage: Eukaryota; Metazoa; Nematoda; Chromadorea; Rhabditida; Meloidogynidae.
UUUCUGCUCUCUUCUGUAUGCGUUAAAUGCGCACUUAGACAAAUUGCCAGCAAGGAGAAAAGCGACAUUUUGUCAUGCGCAGACAAAUUGCCAACAGGGGGAAAAAACGACAUUUGCCAAGUAAAAAUUGCCAAUAAAUUUGAGGAUGAAGGCUGUUUUUUUUUUAAUUUCAUCGUAAUCCCAUAAUUUCCAAACACUUUUUCGGACCUUGUUAUGUUCCUAACGUAAAGAUAUUGUUGUGGCUGUCAAAAAAAUUUUUUUUAAUAAUUUUCUUUUAAUUUUUCAGCGUAACUGUAUAACAAUAGACUUACUAACUGCUUGUCAACGAGAAAUAAACUUCCUCAGAAUGAUUGACAGAAAAGCCCCUGUACUUUAUGACCGAAUUGUUGUAGCUUAUGCAAUUAGAAGAUAUGAAUGUUUUUGGUUACCGGCACAGGCCUCAAAGCCAGAUUUACUUAACAUUCCCCCAUUGGAUGUACAUUGGGUUUGGCAUGUUCACAUGCUCUCUCCUGUUUCUUAUAGAGAAGAUUGUGCAGCAAUUUGUGGUACUGUGGUAGAUCACAAAUUGUUGAGUGCUGAUGAGAUUCAACAACGUUAUGAACAAUCAGUCUCAGCGUGGAACAACUUUUGCCCUGAAGAGCCUUAUGAAUUUUUAUCAAGUUCAUCCAAACCUUACAAACAAAAAAGUAAAUAUGAUAUUGUUGAAGCUGUUCAAAGGCAGAGGAAUUUUAAUUAUCAAAUAUCUUUACCUCACUAUACUUCUCCACGUUUUUUAAAUGAUGCAAUUGAUCGUUAUAUUAAUUUUCUUCAACUAAAACAAACUUACUCGGACCAAUUUUUAACUCCUUGUUAUGAUUUUGAUCUUGUUUGGCAUACACAUCAAGUUCACCCAGAAGAUUAUUUUAGGAAUUGUGUAGCAAUAUUUGGUUCUUUACUUAAACAUGAUGAUUCUAUUAAUGACCGUAACAAAGGAAGCAAAUUACUUCGUGGCGAGGCUUUUACUAAAAAAGCUUGGGCUUCUCAUUUCAAAAAUAAUUUUUGGCGGAGAGGUUGUAUGUUUCGUGGACACAAUGCACCAGCCUUUCUUUGCCUUGAAUCUGAUGACGAAAGUAGUAAUAAUGCUUCUAAUCUCGCUUACGGAAAUGUUCAUAUUCCCUCAAUUGUAUUAAAAGAAUUGCCUGUUCAGAGGGAACAAUUGCGGCUUAAGCUUCGUUAUGGCGGGAAAAAGAUAAGCACAUUUAGUGCUCAAUUGUGGGAUAAACAGGUAACAAGACCUUCAUUUUCUCUUAUCUGGCAACCAAAUCCAUGCGGUCUAAAAUGUAUACAAAACAACAAAAAUUUGACAACUUCCAACAAAACGCAAGCUAAUGGACAUUCAAAAAAUUCAACAGGUUCAGCUUCCUCAACAUCAACAAGUUCAUCUACAUCCUCAACAUCUUCCCAACAACAACCAUCAACCUCUUCUUCAAAUUAUUUAUCAACAAUAAUUAAUUCUUCCUCCUCAACACAACAAAUCCCUUCAAUUGUUAAAUUCCCUUUUGAAAGAAAAACGGCAAAAGAAUUUGUUGUUGAGUUGGAAUUGUUUGAUAAAGUUUUUUUGCAUAAGAGGGAUUUGGUUAAACUUAAAUUAUUACCCCUCCAAAUAUCAUCAAACAUAAAUUCAAAAUCUUCCCAAAACGUAGUUCAACUUCAAUUAGAAAAUGUCAAUGGAGAACAUGCAAAAAUAAAUAUAACAACAAGCGUGUCUUUAAAUCGUGAAUUGGAAUUACAAGCUGGGGAAUAUAGAGAACAACAGUUAACUACAGAAGAUAGCCGUCUUUGGACUUUGUGUCAAGCUGCGGCUUUAAAUCGGGCUCAAUUACAGCCUGGAGCAAAAAUAUAUGUUGCUUUACAUAAAAAUCUGCCAUUUCCACUAGUUCUCUAUUUUAAUCCUCCCUAA